Molecule: messenger RNA, 1708 nt
Organism: Xyrauchen texanus (razorback sucker)
Lineage: Eukaryota; Metazoa; Chordata; Actinopteri; Cypriniformes; Catostomidae
Gene: neu4
Product: sialidase 4
Exons: 4
Coding region: 55-1353 (432 amino acids)
Biological process (GO): oligosaccharide catabolic process; ganglioside catabolic process
Cellular component (GO): cytoplasm; membrane; lysosome
Molecular function (GO): exo-alpha-sialidase activity
Source: RefSeq, a predicted model, not a curated record
CAGACACUCUGAUAAUCGUUUCACACAUUCUGCAUACUUUCUUUUUGUGGCGUGAUGGGCUCUCAGUAUUUCCCAGCCCGCUCUGUGCUCUUCCAGAAACAAUCGAGUGGAGUCACGUACCGUGUUCCUGCUCUGAUCUAUCUGCCUCGUUCCAGCCGUUUCCUGGCGUUCUGUGAGGAGAGACUGACGCCCGCAGACGCUCAAGCACAUCUGCUGGUCAUCCGCAAAGGAGCUUUUCACAAAAACUAUGUGGAAUGGAAUGACAUGCAGGUUCUGAGCACAGCGCGACUCCACGGCCAUCGCUCAAUGAACCCUUGCCCCGUUUAUGAUGAGUUUACUGGCACAAUCUUCCUGUUCUUCAUCGCUGUUUUGGGUCACACCUCCGAGUCUUACCAGCUAAUAACAGGGAAGAAUGUGACUCGUCUUUGUUUUGUGUCCAGCAGUGACCAGGGUGACACCUGGAGCUCCGUCACUGACCUCACUAAGACCAUCAUCGGAGACACUAUUAAAGAGUGGGCCACUUUUGCUGUGGGUCCCGGUCAUGGAACACAGUUAAAAUCUGGACGUUUAAUCAUUCCUGCCUAUGCCUAUCACAUUGACUGCAGACAUUGCUUUGGCAAGAAAUGCAAGACUUCGUCGCAUUUAUUUUGCUUUUAUAGUGACACACAUGGAAACGUGUGGCAUUUUGGGGAGGCGUUGGUGGCGCCAGAGAGCGUGGAGUGUCAGAUGGUGUCAGUAGAUGAGGAAGAUGGACUGAACAUUCUGUACUGCAACGCUCGGAGUACAUCCGGCUGCCGCGUGCAGGCUGUAAGCUUUAACAAUGGAGCAGAUUUUCAUGAUGGUCAGCUGGUGCAGAAACUUGUGGAGCCGAGAAAUGGGUGUCACGGCAGCGUGAUCGGAUUUCCAGCUCCGCUCUACCAGCUUGUACAAUCACAAUACUCUCUGAGACAGACCAUCUACAGAACCAUUGCAGCUCUGAUAUCUCCACAAAAUUUCCUUCCUCCUACGUGGGUGGUAUAUACACACCCGACCUGGUUGAAUGGCCGUCGUGACCUGGGCGUGUACCUCAGUCUUCUGCCACGGGACCCAGACAGUUGGUCAGGCCCUUGGGUGAUAUACGACGGCCCCAGUGCCUACUCUGACCUGGCAUAUAUUGAGGUGAUGUCUGCUGAUGCCCUGCCGCUCACUUUGUUUGCCUGCCUGUUUGAGAAUGGCACAAGGACGGCUUACGAUGAGAUUUCCUUCUGCAUCUUUACACUGUAUGAGCUGAUAAACCACCUUCCCCUAAACAACUAUAGAGACACAGAGCUGAAGAAGAGGAGAAGAGUGUGGCAGCGCUGCUGUGUCUGCUGACUGUAUGCACAACCUUGAAAGUAUAUUUUCACUUGAGCAUUCAUCAUGUAAUUCUUAUGUUGUACAUGUACAUUGACUAUGGGAUUCAUUUUCCAAUAUAACAGUUAGGCCCAGUCCUUGAAUCUGAUUGGAUGAGAGGCAUUCUAAGAGUGCUGAUAAAGGAGUCAUAACAGCACUGGGCCCUUCACUGUUUGCAUUGCUCAGGUUGGGUUUGUGGCAUUCCAAACUAAAAUCUAAGAUCAAAGCAGAGAGCUAGAUGAGGGGGAUUUUCUUUUAUCCCUAUUUGAAAAAGAUUUAAGCCAACAGAUGGUUCCCAAAAAUGUCUUUUAUGUGUUAUGAGCGAAUUGAGCUGAUG